Messenger RNA from Suillus bovinus, 699 nucleotides. RefSeq lists its product as uncharacterized. NCBI's taxonomy places the organism in Eukaryota, Fungi, Basidiomycota, Agaricomycetes, Boletales, Suillaceae. The record is from RefSeq and is a predicted model, not a curated record. The transcript has 4 exons. Bases 1 to 699 code for a protein of 232 amino acids.
AUGUUCACUCGUUUUUCCACGUCUGGACUGCAGGUCGUCAAUGAAUUAUAUCUCUACUCAAUGGAGGGCAAACAGCUUGCUCCAGAUUUCGUUGGUGCUACAGAAGUCAAUGGCCGCCGAGCACAGUUGCACUUUGUCGUGUUCCUGACUGGGUUUACCAACCCUGGGAUUGUGGCACGAUACGAUUUUGAUGAACCAGGUGAAGACAAAUGUUGGAGCAUUUACUGGUUAACAAUAAUGGAAAGGCUGGUACCGGAUGAGUUCAGCGCUGAGCAAGUCUGUCCUUUCCUCCAAGUCCCGUUUCUCAACCUUAUGGCCGACCUGCGACAACGCGGGGGCAGCGUUAGGGUUCGUGUCGGUGGUAAUACUCAAGAGACCGCUACCCUAGUGGCCAGUACCCCGGACAGUGCAGCUCUCGAGAAGGACUACGCAGGCAUAGCCAACCCCACGGCAAUGCUGCCCCUUGUCUUCACAACUGAGAUCAUCAAAAUGAUGGCCGAGAUAUCUGCACUCACUAAUGUCUAUUGGUACAUGGGUGUGCCGUUCAAUGACACUCAGUAUUGGCACUUGCAGAUCGCUGAAGCCAAAACUUAUUUUUACUUGUUUGCCCUUGCGCUUCCUCGCUUGCCCUCGUGUUCGUUCGUUCGUUCUCGCAUUGACUUGUUUGGUCUUGCGUUCCCUCAUUUGUUCUCACAUUGA